Mercenaria mercenaria is the source of this 942-nucleotide messenger RNA. RefSeq names its product mRNA decay activator protein ZFP36L3-like. The transcript is spliced from 4 exons. Lineage: Eukaryota; Metazoa; Mollusca; Bivalvia; Venerida; Veneridae. The record is from RefSeq and is a predicted model, not a curated record. Bases 1 to 942 code for a protein of 313 amino acids.
AUGUUUCCUAAAGGUUUCUUCAGAAGAACACAACUUCGCAUAUUGAGCAAGCAAACGAUAUCAGAGCGACGACACAUCACACCGAUUCGAGCCAUCUACUCUACAAUACGAACAACUCCAAGAAGAGCAGCAACUCCAAGAAGGGAAGCGUCUCCAAAACGCGCAGCAUCACGAAGACAUGCAUUGACUCCAGCAAGCGGAGCAACUCUAAGAAGCAGAGCGUCUCCAAAAAGCGACGCAACACGAAGACAGGCAUUGACUCCAGGAAGCGCAUCAACUGCAAGACACGCACUAACUUCAGGAAGCGCAGCAACUCCAAGAAAGGCUGUAACUCUAGCAAGCGUAGCAAUUACAAGGAACGCAACAACUCCUGGACAACGAAACAACUCCAUGAAAACACAGCAACUCAACGCAGCAACUCCAAGAAGCAAAGCGUCUCCAAACAGCGCAGCAACACGAAGAUAUGCAUUGAUUCCAGGAAGUGGAGCAUUUCAAGAACCAAAGCGUCUCCAAAAAAGAGAAGCAACACGAAGACAGGCAUUGACUCUAGGAAGCGCAUCAACUGCAAGAAACGCAGUAACUCCAGCAAGCGCAGCAACUCAAAGAAACGCCGUAACUCCAGCAAGCGUAGCAACUCCAAGAAACGCUGUAACUCCAGCAAGUGUAGCAAGUACAAGGAACGCAACAACUCCUGGAAAACGAACCAACUCCAUAAAACACAGCAACUAUAGAUUGAAAGCGCAUCAAGUCUAUGGAGCGCAACGAGCGAGGGCACGCAGGCAGGCAGAAAGAGUUGACUACGUGGCACCAAGGAGACAACGGGAAAGGCCACCAGCGAGGGGUGCUAACAGGAGGGCCGAGGUGCAGAAUGCCCUGCAAAAUGCUGGCAACAGGGACAACUCUCCACCACGACCAGCACCACCAGAAGUACCAGCCCGGUAG